AUGGCUUCGCCUUCAAUUACAAAAAGCACACAUGCCACGCAGCAGCCGCCCAAAGGGGCGCCGAAGGCGUCCUUGUGGGCAGCCGUGGGGUGGGUCCAGGAAGUGCUGGAAGCGCGGAUUUUGGGGCAAGCAACUGAAAUUCUGCGCUUGCUCAAAAAGGUCGAGUGCAUGAAGGUCGACCAAAGUGACGCAGCUACCUCUGGCCUGGCGUUCCUGCUGGCCCAGCAUGAAAUCUGGGUCGACCUGCCCGAGUGGGGCUGCAAGCCUAAAGACUUCUGUGACAAAGUCUGCUCCAUGGCAAAGUGGUUGGCAGAAGUGGAUAGGUCUGAUGAGGUGGCUCUCUGGCACCAACGUGUUGCUUUGCAGCUUGUAGGGAGGGGCUUCCAUGCUCCUUCGCAUCUUGAUGGGCUGCCGGCAGACACGGCAACAAAGUUCUGUAACUUUGAGAAGGGCAAGUGUCUUCUGAGAAACGCUGUCACAGUGGCUGCCUCGCAGGCUGCUGCAAAAAGAGCAAAGCUGGCUCACGUGACGGCCAUCGUGCGCGUUGCUGGUCAGAUUCAUGAUGACGGAUUGACGUGGCAAUUGCUACAGAAUAGAGCCCGGGAGUUAAAGCAUGCGUCCCGGAAAGACAAGCAGUCGCUGGCCUCAGGUUUGAGAGCGUGGCACUCCUUCGCUACCAUGGUCCUGGGAUACCUUGCGGAAGAAUCCAUCCCACCGCACUGCUCGCAGCACGUGCUCAUGUACUUGACGCUCUUCAAUAACGCAGGAACGGCCUCUAACUACUUGGGUUGUCUGGUGUCGGCAUGCAAGUAUUGGGGUCUUUGCCAGGACUGGUACGAUGACGAAGUUCGUAUGGUCAUACAAGGGCUCAAGAACCAUCAAGCGCAAAUGCAGCGGCAGUUGACGUGCAACACGUUGCUGUUAGAUGAGGGCAUCAUGUCCCGGUUGGCGGCGUUGUGCAAGGAGCUCCCAGGCUUCGCAGUGGCGAGUGAGCUCUUCGUGUUGUCGUGGUCAUUUUUGCUGCGCGUUCAAUCUGAAGGCGUUCCACUGGAGGCAGGCGCCGAUGCGGAGCUGCGAAGCUUGCCACCUCACAGGCAUGCGGCAAUCGUGCUGGAUGAAUUGGGAAACCUUCACUUGCGCUUGCGAUGCCGCAAGAAUCGCCCUGGCGGGUCAUUGCUCAUGAGACCUUGCACCUGCAAUGGGCCUGGAGGUUCGUUGUUAUGUGCUCCUCAUCGUGCGCAAGCCAGACUCGAGCAAAUGGUGCCAGGCGAACGACUGUUCCCCGCCUCAGAGAGUCAUUACUUGAGUCUGUUUAGGAAGGCGUUGAAGUUGUUAGGAGUGCCGCAAGCAUCGAAUUUUGGUUUCAAAGCUUUCAGAGCGGGCAGAGCCACGCAGCUUGCCAAAGAAGGCAAGCCUGUCCAUGUGAUCAUGAUGAUGGGCGAGCGGCGAAAUGCUGCCCUUUUGAAUGACGUGUCUCCAGAUACAUUAGAUGCCGGAGUGUUCUGGCAGGAAGUGCAUAGUGACACGACUUAA
Messenger RNA from Symbiodinium natans, 1533 nucleotides. NCBI's taxonomy places the organism in Eukaryota, Dinophyceae, Suessiales, Symbiodiniaceae. The record is from the annotation of a GenBank genome assembly.